Messenger RNA from Amborella trichopoda, 1827 nucleotides. RefSeq names its product carotenoid cleavage dioxygenase 8 (gene CCD8). Gene Ontology annotation, biological process: carotene catabolic process. Gene Ontology annotation, molecular function: carotenoid dioxygenase activity. The record is from RefSeq and is a predicted model, not a curated record. Gene Ontology annotation, cellular component: chloroplast. NCBI's taxonomy places the organism in Eukaryota, Viridiplantae, Streptophyta, Magnoliopsida, Amborellales, Amborellaceae.
AUGGCUUUCACAAGCUUUGGGGUGAUCAGAAACAACAUUGUUUCAUCAAAGUUAGGAGAUAGCAAGCUUUCAGGGCAUGGAAAAAAAGGCUCUCAUGGGAUGAAUUUGCCAUUGAAACUUAGGGUUAUGAAUGUAGCCUUGGAAGGAGUUAGUGGUGCUCCGCAGGCUAAUACUGUUCUGGUGAGGGAUACUGAGGUGAGGAAGAAGCAUGUAGCGUGGGAGAGCAUAAGGCAAGAGAGAUGGGAAGGAGAAUUGGAGGUCCAAGGCCAAAUUCCUCUCUGGUUGAGUGGCACAUACCUGAGGAAUGGCCCAGGCAUGUUCAACAUUGGGGACUAUGGACUCAGGCACCUCUUUGAUGGCUAUGCUACCCUCAUCCGCCUGCACUUCGAGAACGGCCGCCUCAUCGCAGGCCACAGCCAAAUUCAGUCAGAAGCUUACAGGGCCGCCAAAUCACAUGGCCGCCUUUGCUACCGAGAAUUCUCCGAGGUCCCAAAGACCGCCAACUUCCUCGCGUACAUCGGCGAGCUUGCCUCCCUAGUCUCUGGAGAAUCCUUAACCGACAAUGCCAACACUGGUGUCAUCAAACUAGGUGAUGGUCGGGUCGUUUGUAUGACAGAGACAACAAAAGGGUCAAUACAAGUCGAUCCCAACACUCUGAAAACAAUCGGGAAAUUUGAAUAUACUGAUAACUUGGGUGGGCUCAUACACUCUGCUCAUCCAAUUGUGACUGACGAGGAGUUUCUGACAUUAUUGCCAGACUUGGUUUACCCUGGAUAUAGGGUGGUUAGGAUGGUUGCAGGUUCGAAUAAGAGAGAGUUGAUUGGAAGAGUGGAUUGUAGAGGAGGCCCAGCUCCAGGGUGGGUGCAUAGUUUCCCAGUGACACAGAAUUACAUUCUAGUGCCGGAGAUGCCGCUGAGAUACUGUGUGCAGAACUUACUGAAGGCGGAGCCAACACCACUCUUUAAGUUCGAGUGGCACCCCGAGUCAAAGGGAUUCAUGCAUGUCAUGUGCAAGAGGAGUGGCAAAGUUGUUGCCAGCGUUGAGGUGCCACUAUACGUGACGUUUCAUUUCGUAAAUGCCUAUGAGGAGCAUGACGAGGAAGGGCGCGUGACUGCGAUCAUUGCUGAUUGUUGCGAGCACAAUGCAGACGCAUCAAUUCUUCAAAGGCUUACCUUGCAAAACCUACGAUCCUUUUCUGGCAAAGAUGUACUACCAGAUGCCAGGGUUGGGAGAUUUACAAUUCCAUUGGAUGGAAGCCCAAUGGGGAAGCUGGAGGCAGCCUUGGACCCAGAUCAACAUGGAAGAGGGAUGGAUAUGUGCAGCUUCAAUCCUGCUUAUUUGGGCAAGAAAUACAGAUACCUCUAUGCAUCUGGAGCCAAGCGCCCCUGUAACUUCCCAAACACAAUUACAAAGAUUGAUUUGGAGAUCAAGACAGCAAAAAACUGGCAUGAUGAGGGUGGUGUACCCUCCGAACCCUUCUUCGUAGCCAGGCCCGGUGCCACAGCUGAAGAUGAUGGUGUGGUGAUUUCCAUGGUAAGCGACAAAGAAGGCGGAGGAUAUGCAAUCUUAUUUGAUGGCCCCACCUUUGAAGAGAUUGCUAGAGCAAGAUUUCCUUACGGCCUUCCAUAUGGCCUCCAUGGAUGCUGGGUCCCAAAGAACUGAAAUCCUCCCAACAGAUCUCUUUUGGACGAGAUCUCAUAGUGGCCAGACAAGUUCCUUCUUGUACUCACAGAAUUCAUCAACUGUUACUUGUGUGGAUAGCUCUACUGUUUUCCUUUUUAUCAUAGAUUGAGGCUUUUCUACUAGGUUAGAUACAAAAAAAAAAAA